This is a messenger RNA of Hydra vulgaris (swiftwater hydra), 1112 nucleotides long. RefSeq names its product zebra (gene hyzebra). NCBI's taxonomy places the organism in Eukaryota, Metazoa, Cnidaria, Hydrozoa, Anthoathecata, Hydridae. The record is from RefSeq and is a predicted model, not a curated record.
AAAUGUGUUAACAGCCUGACUUUAUUUGCACAAGUAGUAAAUUUAUUUGUAUAACGUGCAGAUUUUGCAAACAUAUUGCGAUAUAAAAGCCGAAUAACAUUUAUCUAUGUUCCUAUAACUUUCACAUAACGUACGGUGCUUAUAAAUUUCAAGAUGAAAUCAAUAGCUGUUUUAUUUGUGUCCGUUUUGGUUUUUCAAUGCGUAUCUGCUAAAAGUUUAUCAGUAAAACUGCCUACUAAAUGCGAAGAUGUUCUUCCAGCUGAUACCUGUGCUUCACUAAAAACUGCAGCAGCCAAAUUAAAAGUAAAUACUCAGCUUGUAAACGAUGCUGUUAUUAACGCUGUUAAAAAAAAUAUACAAAACACCCAGGAAAUCAUUCUUUUUGUCAAAGAUACUUUGGUAGAAAAGGCUACUAAUUUUCAAUGCACUGACGUUCUUUCUGCAGAGCAAUGCGAUAAAAUUGGUUCCAUUGGAAAAAAUCUUAAAUUAAAAACUUCAGACGUUUCAAAAGCCAUCAAAGAGGCCGUUGUGAACGGAGUUGAUCAAGCAAAAGUUAUUUAUGCUCGAGCUGUGCGUUUUCUUUUAAACGAUGUCAAAAAUGUUAAUUGUGAAACCUUGGUCUCUGCAGAAGUUUGCAAAAAAGUUGCUGAUUAUGCUAAAAGUCUUAAACUGAGCACAACUGACGCCACAAACGCCGUUAAAGAAGCCAUCGUCCAGGGUGCUAACAAUGCUGCAGAUUAUUUUAAUAACGCAGCUGAAUACCUGAGAGCACAAAUAUCUUGCGAAAAUGUUCUUUCAGCUGACACAUGUGAAAAAGUCCGAAAAAUUGCCGAUAAAUUCAGUGUAUCAUUAACCGAAGUCAACUCAGUUAUACGAUCUGCUGUAGCCAGUGGUGUUACUAAAGUUACAGAUCUUUACAAACAUGCUGUUAAUUUCAUUAUUGAGAAAUGGACACAAAGUUUUGGAGACGAGCCCAUGAUGUACAAGAGAAGCAUAGAUCAAGAAGAGAUCAAAGAAACAGUUGUUCGCGCCGUUGAAAUGCUCAUGGAUGUUAUAACAAAAGAUAUGUAAUAUGCUAACAUAAAUAAAUAAAUAUAUUGUUCAUGUAUUUA